Molecule: messenger RNA, 944 nt
Organism: Salvia hispanica
Lineage: Eukaryota; Viridiplantae; Streptophyta; Magnoliopsida; Lamiales; Lamiaceae
Product: chlorophyll a-b binding protein 3C, chloroplastic
Biological process (GO): photosynthesis, light harvesting
Cellular component (GO): membrane
Source: RefSeq, a predicted model, not a curated record
UCUCCCAUCCUCAAUCCCAACUCUCUAUACAAAUUACAAAUCAAUACAAUGGCUUCCACUUCAAUGGCUCUUUCUUCCUCUUCUUUCGCCGGUCAGGCAGUGAAGCUCUCUCCGGCCGCCUCAGAGACAGCCGGUAACGGAAGAGUCUCGAUGAGGAAGACCACCACCAAGAAGCCUGCUGUCUCCUCCGGCAGCCCUUGGUAUGGCCCCGACCGUGUUAAGUACUUAGGCCCAUUCUCCGGCGAAGCCCCCAGCUAUCUCACCGGAGAAUUCCCCGGCGACUACGGCUGGGAUACCGCCGGACUUUCGGCUGACCCCGAGACUUUCGCCAAGAACCGCGAGCUUGAGGUCAUCCACAGCCGGUGGGCCAUGCUUGGUGCCCUCGGCUGCGUCUUCCCCGAGCUCUUGGCCCGCAACGGCGUCAAGUUCGGAGAGGCAGUCUGGUUCAAGGCCGGCGCUCAAAUCUUCAGCGAGGGCGGACUUGAUUAUUUGGGCAACCCAAAUUUGGUCCAUGCUCAGAGCAUCUUGGCCAUCUGGGCUACUCAAGUGCUACUCAUGGGAGCAGUUGAGGGCUACAGAAUUGCCGGUGGGCCCCUCGGCGAAGUGGUGGACCCAUUGUACCCAGGUGGAAGCUUCGACCCGUUGGGCCUAGCAGAUGACCCAGAAGCAUUUGCUGAGCUAAAGGUGAAGGAGCUCAAGAACGGUAGACUCGCCAUGUUUUCAAUGUUCGGUUUCUUUGUUCAGGCAAUCGUCACCGGAAAAGGGCCGUUGGAGAACCUCGCCGACCACCUGGCUGACCCCGUUAACAACAAUGCUUGGUCUUAUGCUACAAACUUUGUCCCCGGAAAAUAAAGCAAUUCGCGAGAAAUAGCGCAGCACAAAAUCUUCACAUGUAUUAAUUACUCAAUUUAAUGAAAUGAAAAUGCGAACUAUUCUUGCUCUAA